AUCCCUUUUCGAUAGGUUUUUUUUAGUUUCUUUUCUUUUUUGGGAGUUUUUGAAAUUAGUUUCUUGGAGUUUGUUGAAAUUUGGAAGGAAAUCAGUGCGUUUGAGGUAUUGGACAACGGUUUUGGUGUGGAUUUGUGGAGAUUCAUAGGAAUGGAGGAUUUUAGUUCAGAUUUUAAGCUGUGAAGUGGAGAGAGUGCUUCUCUGUGGAAUUUAGGGUUUUUUUUCUUUCUUUCUUUCUUUUUAUUUUGUUCUCGUUUUACUGGUCACUGUUUUGGGGGAGAUCUGGUGUUUGUGUGAGAAGUAGGAGGAGAAAUUCUCUUUCUAUAGUUAAAAAAAUUUGAAAUUUGAGAUUGUGAGAGGAUGGUCCUAUUGAUAAUUUGCUGUUUAACUGAUUUUGAUUUCCUUUGAAGCAAGAAAGAUUGCAUUUUGAGAUGUUGGUGCUUUUGGUUUGAGAAAUCAAGAAGAGGAGCUUGGAGAAGGUGAGAAUGAGAGGCUUUUGCUUUGAUUUCUCUUAUGUUUGUUUGGAGCACAAUAAUUCUGUCAACUUGAUGGCGGGUUCAAUGUCAUCCAUGUGCACAUGGAUUCAAGGGUGUAAAAGUUAUAAAAGUUUAUUAUGUGUCUAACCAAUCUUUUGGUGCUUUGAUCAUCCAUCUCUUGCCUGCAAUGGUGCCCACGGGGCCUCCAAACCCGAUGGCCGGUGGCCAGCCGAUGCCCCCAUCACUUCUACGUACCAACUCCGGCGUACUUGGUGGUUCUCAGGCUGCACAAUCACCAUUCUCUUCUUUGGUCUCUGCUUGCAACCAACUAGGCAGUAAUGGCAAUAAUAUGAGCUUGCUUGGGAGCAACCAGAGUGUUUCAUCACUGCUUAACCACUCUUUUGGGAAUGGAAGUUCUGGCACUUUGAUGAAUCUUCAGCAAAGAGUGGGUGUUAAUGGUCAUGCCAACAUGAUUGGCUCUGGUGAACCUGAUACUCAGUCCUUCAACACUUCAGCUGGUCAGCUUCAGGGACAGCAGCAUUUUCAGAACCAUUCUAGGAACCAGCUUAGUUCUGACAAUCUUCAAUCUCAGCAGCUUGAGGGAGCACAGAAUUUUCAGCGGCAGUUCUCCCUUACGCAUAACCAGCAGCAGCAGGUCUUAGGAGGUCUAGGCAAUGUCAGUAGCUUAGGUUCAGUCAAGCUUGAGACACAGAUGGGUUCGGCUGAGCAACAUGCUCCACCCCAGCAGUUGCAGUCAGUGCACAAUAUUGGAGCAGUCAAAAUAGAGCCACAGCAGUUACAGUCUAUGAGAAAUUUGGGACAGGUUAAACUUGAACACCAGCAUUCAGAUCCAUCAGUGUUUUUGCAUCAGCAGCAACAACAGUUAUUGCAACUUUCCAGGCAGUCAAAUCAGGCAGCUGCUGCACGUUUGAAUCUUAUGCAACAGCAGAGGAUGUUGCAGCUGCAGCAGCAGCAACAACAACAUCAACAGCAGCAGCAGCAACAAAUUCUUAGGACACUGCCCCAGCAAAGAGCCCACUUGCAACAGCAGCUUCAGCAAAGUCUGUCCAUCAGGUCUCAAGUGAAGCCAAUGUAUGAGCCUGGAAUGUGUGCUCGCCGAUUGACCAAUUAUAUUUAUUAUCAGAAGUGCAGACCAGAAGAUAAUAAUAUUGAGUUUUGGAGGGAAUUUGUUACUGAAUACUUUGCUCCAAAUGCCAAGAAGAGAUGGUGUGUUUCUCUCUAUGGAAGUGGUCGCCAAACUACUGGUGUAUUUCCUCAGGAUGUGUGGCACUGUGAAAUAUGCAAGUCCAAGCCUAGCCGUGGGUUUGAAACGACGGUGGAGGUUCUUCCAAGGCUGUGCCAGAUUAAGUAUGCCAGUGGUACUCUGGAGGAGCUUCUUUAUGUUGACAUGCCGCAUGAGUAUCUAAAUCCAUCAGGUCACAUUGUCCUUGAAUAUGCUAAAGCUAUCCAAGAGAGUGUCUUUGAACAAUUACGUGUUGUACGAGAUGGUCAACUGCGAAUUGUUUUCACACCAGAUUUGAAGAUAUUUUCUUGGGAAUUUUGUGCUAGGCGCCAUGAAGAACUGAUACCUCGACGGCUGAUAAUACCUCAGGUUAAUCAAGUAGCACAAGUGGUUCAGAAGUUCCAGGCUGCUUCUCAGAAUGUUACACCUAACUCAUCUAUCCAGGAGUUGCAAAAUACCUGCAACUCGUUUGUUGCAUCUGCUCGGCAGUUAGCUAAAGCUUUAGAAGUUCCGAUCGUAAAUGAUUUGGGAUACACAAAAAGAUAUGUCCGUUGCCUUCAGAUAUCUGAGGUGGUCAGUAGUAUGAAAGACUUGAUUGAUUUUAGCAAAGAAACUGGAACUGGACCCAUGGAAAGUCUCAUCAAUUUUCCUCGGAGGACUUUUGUGUCUGGUCCCCAACAUGCCCAACAUCCCCAACAUGCCCAACAUCCCCAACAAGCUCAACAAGCUCAACAAUCUGAUGAGCAGCAAAGUGUGGCCCAGAGCUCUACUCUCACAGCCGGAGGACAGUUUGGUUCUGUUAGCAAUGGUACUGUGAGUGUAAAUAACUCUCUGAAUGCUCCAACUUCAACUACAACAUCUGCAACGACCAUCACUGGGCUUCUUCGCCAGAACUCUAUGAAUUCUAGGCAUGAAAAUCAAAUAAGUAGUGUUAACAGCCCCUGUGGUGGGGGGAUUGCUGUUCAGAUACCAUCAGCCAGCUCUUCCAAUUCUUUAGCCCCGUCCCAGGCUAACCCAUCAUCCCCAUUUCCCUCACCGACCCCAUCUACAUCCAAUAACAACAUGACUCCGACAUCUCACAACACUGCCCAACUGAACUCUGCUAAUUCUCCAGCGAAUUUAUCUGCAGCACAACAGAACACAUCACAGUCCCAUGAAGCUGAGCUGGCUGAUUCCCAAAGUUCGGCACAGCAAAUUUUUCAAGAGAUGAUGAUGUCCUCACAAUUGAAUGGUCCUGCUAACAUUGGAAGUGAUAUGAAAGGCCUUAAUGGAGUUGCACCAGCACCAAAUGCAGGAAACUGCCUUGCCAGAAAUGGGAUUGCCAACAGCCAAGGUAUGGCUGGCAUUGGGUUUGGCAGCAUGGGUGGGAUUGGACCAUCUAUAAUUACAAAUGGUCAAAGAAGCGCAAUCGCUUAUAAUACCAUGACCUAUGAUGGGAGAAUCGGAAUGAAUAACAUUCCCAGGCAUCCAACACCUGUGAACCAACACCAGCAACAGAGUCCGGGAAACCAGCUCAUGAGUGGUUUUGAAUCAAUCAGCAGCUUCAACAACUUGGAUUUCGACUGGAAGUCCUCCCCCUGAAGCAGCUCAUUCCUGCUAAAAUCUUCAGACAU
This is a messenger RNA of Dioscorea cayenensis subsp. rotundata (Guinea yam), 3332 nucleotides long. Its product is annotated as transcriptional corepressor SEUSS-like. The record is from RefSeq and is a predicted model, not a curated record. Gene Ontology annotation, cellular component: transcription regulator complex; nucleus. Bases 664 to 3300 code for a protein of 878 amino acids. Gene Ontology annotation, biological process: positive regulation of transcription by RNA polymerase II; negative regulation of transcription by RNA polymerase II. The transcript has 9 exons. Lineage: Eukaryota; Viridiplantae; Streptophyta; Magnoliopsida; Dioscoreales; Dioscoreaceae.